AUGGGUGGCAAAACGUGGUCCAAGCUGGAGGAGCGCUUCUUCUGGAAGACGAUUGUCCCACAAUCGCCAAAGGCUGUGAAACCGUCCGAUCGAAUCAACGACUGGAAGGUGUGCGCCGAAAUCAUGCAAAGAGAGAUGGGGGUGAAUGCGCGCCGCAAGUAUUCGAAGCUUAUGCUUUUCGAACACUAUUUCCAAAACGUGCAGACGGGCCACAGAUCGCCUUGUGCUCGCGAGUUUGUGGUGGAGCAUAAGCGUGAGCUCGGUGAGUUCCGCAAGCGC
Trichoderma citrinoviride is the source of this 279-nucleotide messenger RNA. RefSeq lists its product as hypothetical. The annotation marks the transcript as partial. The transcript has 2 exons. The record is from RefSeq and is a predicted model, not a curated record. NCBI's taxonomy places the organism in Eukaryota, Fungi, Ascomycota, Sordariomycetes, Hypocreales, Hypocreaceae.